AUGUAUGAGGAACAAAUCAGAGGUAAAAACAGAUUAAUAGAAGAACUCGAAUAUGUCUUAAAAAAAAGUGAAAAAGAUUGUAGAAGGAAACGUAGUGAGAUUGAACGCAUAGAAAUUCAGGUCAAGGCUCAAAAGAGAACAAUAGACGAACUGGUUGGACAACAAAGAAUCCAAGUAGCUUCCACUAAUCACGUAGCUGAAUCUAAUACUUCACAAAAAGUCAGUUUUGAGAUGAGUGAAAACCAUGUGCCACAUGACCUAUUAGGACAACUUCGACAAAAGGACUAUAUAAUCGAUAAUCUCACUCGGCGGGUUGAAAAAAUUGAAGCCGCUAUGAAAGAUAAGGAUUACCAAAUCGAGGUUCUCACUAAAUGUCUGACUGAUGAAAAAAAAACGGUCAGAGAAAUUAGAAGAAUAAAUUGA
Molecule: messenger RNA, 423 nt
Organism: Racocetra fulgida
Lineage: Eukaryota; Fungi; Glomeromycota; Glomeromycetes; Diversisporales; Gigasporaceae
Source: the annotation of a GenBank genome assembly